AUGUUCCACGAGUACCGCCGUCGCCGCGUAGACCUCGCGUUUUCCUACAAGGCUGCUGUGCACUGGGAAGCAUGCGAGAACAUGCGCUACCGCAUUGACGAGCUCCUUGCCGCCUGGACUCGUGUCUUUCCCGAUAACCCUCUGCCUACACCUCGCCAGCCGGAGCCGGAUUGUACGACCUCCCUCUCGCGCUCUCUCUACCAGGCGUUCCGCAACAAUGUGGCCGUCAAGAUCAAUCCUGGAAAAGACGACGAUCCCCGCUGGGUUUAUCGCAACGUCCGCGAGGCCAGCAAGGGUGACAUUGGUCUGGAUCUGUCUCUCUCGCACAACUGCUGUCUGAGGAAAGGAAUCUGGCCCAAUCCCGGCAACGGCAAGUAUGAGGUCGAGUCCGCCACUGCCAUCUCAGAGCAAGACCUCAAGGACUGGGUCGACGACAAGAACGACCAGAUCAACCUCCCUGGGCCAAGGCAGACGAUUCCGGGCGCCGCGCCAAGGCCGGCAUCGAACUGA
This is a messenger RNA of Apiotrichum porosum, 510 nucleotides long. RefSeq lists its product as uncharacterized. The coding region runs from base 1 to 510 and encodes 169 amino acids. The record is from RefSeq and is a predicted model, not a curated record. Lineage: Eukaryota; Fungi; Basidiomycota; Tremellomycetes; Trichosporonales; Trichosporonaceae. The transcript has 2 exons.